This is a messenger RNA of Leptopilina heterotoma, 4156 nucleotides long. RefSeq names its product cullin-3 (gene Cul3). Gene Ontology annotation, cellular component: Cul3-RING ubiquitin ligase complex. The transcript has 13 exons. Bases 522 to 2873 code for a protein of 783 amino acids. Gene Ontology annotation, biological process: protein ubiquitination; ubiquitin-dependent protein catabolic process. The record is from RefSeq and is a predicted model, not a curated record. Gene Ontology annotation, molecular function: ubiquitin protein ligase binding. NCBI's taxonomy places the organism in Eukaryota, Metazoa, Arthropoda, Insecta, Hymenoptera, Figitidae.
CCUGCAUGAACUGCGAAUCUCACUUGAAUAUUUUGUUUCGUGUUCGAUAUUAUAAUCUGAAAAACAGUUUCUUGAGAUUUUAGUUUUCUUCAAUAUGUUGAAACUAUUGUUAAAUUAGUGAUUAAUAAAUUGCGGAACCAGAAAUACGUGAAGCGAAAAGACCCAUGAUAAUAUUCCCCGAAAAGUGUUUAUUCUGAUUUCGGUCAGGAUUCACUAUAUCCCUUUCCCAUUCUCAAUCCACAUAUAAAGUUUCACAUGUUUUGCCCUUUAUGCUCCUGCAUACAAAAUGUUUUGUUUAUAUUUUUAUAAAUGCACACAAGAGUGAAUAUAUUCAUUUAAUCUAGUUACAAUAAAGUGUUUGCUUGACCAAUGUGGCCAUUUAUUCUUAAACCAUAUUAAACAAAUAAAUAUUUUAUUUCUCAACAACUCGGUUAAGUGUUGUCAAUGUGCAAACAAGUUGACGUUUUCAUUGAGUUGGUUUCGAAGUAGUUUCGAAAAUUUGCAUUAUAUUUACAAUCGACAUGAUGAAGAGCGGAGCGUGCACAACUAAAAAGGAAAGCAAAAUGCGAAUUCGUCCUUUUGCCACUACUAUGGAUGAAAAGUAUGUGGAAAAUAUCUGGGCAUUAUUGAAAAAUGCAAUUCAAGAAAUACAGAAGAAGAACAACUCUGGACUCAGUUUUGAAGAACUUUAUCGUAAUGCUUAUACAAUGGUUCUUCAUAAAUAUGGCGAACGACUUUACACUGGUUUGAAGGAAGUCGUAACACAACAUUUGGAGAAUAAAGUACGAGAAGAUGUUCUUAAAUCGCUUCACAACAAUUUUCUGCAGACAUUAAAUCAAGCUUGGAAUGAUCAUCAAACAUCCAUGGUUAUGAUUCGAGACAUUUUAAUGUAUAUGGAUCGCGUUUAUGUACAACAAAAUAGUGUUGACAAUGUUUACAAUUUAGGUCUCAUUAUAUUUCGUGACCAGGUUGUACGAUAUGGAUGUGUCAGAGACCAUUUGCGAGAGACCUUACUGGAUAUGGUGGCUCGAGAACGUAGAGGAGAAGUCGUUGAUCGUAUAGCAAUAAAAAAUGCUUGUCAAAUGUUAAUGGUCCUUGGCAUCAAUAAUCGUGUAGUCUACGAAGAAGAUUUUGAAAGACCCUUUUUGCAGCAAAGCAUAGAUUUUUAUCGAAUGGAAUCGCAAAAGUUCUUAGCUGAGAAUAGUGCAUCAGUGUAUAUAAAGAAAGUCGAAGCGAGAAUAAGUGAGGAAUCAGACAGAGCUAAACAUUAUUUAGACGAAUCAACUGAGCCUCGAAUAGUUGAAGUUGUGGAGGACGAACUCAUUAAAAUUCACAUGAAAACAAUCGUAGAGAUGGAAAAUAGUGGUGUAAUUCACAUGCUACAAAAUCAAAAGAUUGAGGAUCUCAACAGUAUGUAUAAACUAUUUUCUCGAGUUACCGAUGGAUUGCGGACAGUUUGCGAUUGUGUUUCUCAAUUUCUUCGAGAACGCGGUCGAACUUUGGUCCAAGAAGAUCAAGAGUCGUCGACCAAUGCGGUUUCGUUUGUGCAAAAUUUGCUCACUCUAAAGGAUGGAUUCGAACAUUUCCUCCACUAUUCUUUCAACAACGACAAGCUCUUUAAACACAUGAUUGCGGCCGAUUUUGAACACUUUUUAAAUUUAAAUCCUAAAAGUCCAGAAUAUCUUUCGCUUUUCAUUGAUGAUAAAUUAAAGAAAGGCGUCAAAGGCAUGACAGAACAAGAAAUUGAAGGUAUUCUCGACAAAACAAUGGUUUUGUUUAGAUUCUUGCAAGAGAAAGAUGUAUUUGAAAGAUAUUAUAAACAACAUCUAGCCAAGAGACUUUUACUCAACAAAUCUGUGUCCGAUGACAGUGAAAAGAAUAUGAUAUCUAAACUGAAGACUGAAUGCGGAUGUCAGUUCACAUCCAAAUUGGAAGGCAUGUUCAAAGAUAUUACACUGAGUAACACUAUUAUGGAUGAAUUCAAGGAGCACGUCAAUACAUCUGGAACAAAUUUACAUGGUGUAGAUUUAAGUGUCCGCGUUUUAACUACUGGCUUUUGGCCAACACAUUCGGCUACUCCAAAAUGUAGCAUUCCUCAAGCGCCAAGAGAUGCCUUUGACGCUUUUCGUCGUUUUUAUCUAGCUAAACAUAGUGGGCGUCAGUUAACUUUACAACCUCAACUAGGUUCUGCUGAUCUAAAUGCCAUUUUUUACGGACAACAAAGAGAAGAAACGGGUGGAGUUGAUGCACCCACAUCGUCUUCUUCUGUGAAUAGUGGAAGCAAUACGAAUAAUCUAUUGAGUCCGAAACCUAGUGGAAAUGGAGGAUUAAGAAAGCAUAUUAUUCAAGUUUCAACUUAUCAAAUGUGUGUUCUGAUGCUUUUCAAUAACAGAGAAAAGCUAACUUACGAGGAAAUUCAAAGUGAAACUGAUAUUCCGGAAAGAGAUCUCGUACGAGCGCUCCAGUCUCUCGCAAUGGGAAAAGCAACUCAACGGGUUUUGUUAAAAUAUCCACGAACCAAGGAUAUUGAACCAACUCAUCAAUUUGUUGUCAAUGAUAGUUUUACAAGUAAAUUACACAGAGUAAAAAUCCAGACAGUAGCGGCUAAAGGAGAAUGUGAACCAGAACGCAAGGAAACGAGAAAUAAAGUUGACGAGGACAGAAAGCACGAAAUAGAAGCUGCCAUCGUGAGAAUUAUGAAAGCGAGGAAACGUAUGGCGCACAACAUUUUGGUAACCGAAGUAACACAACAGUUACGAUCCCGAUUUUUACCGUCACCGGUCAUUAUAAAGAAACGUAUCGAAGGUCUGAUUGAACGAGAAUACCUUGCUCGAACGCAAGAAGACAGAAAAAUUUACACGUACGUCGCUUAAUCGCUUUAAUCAACGGAUUCUUACAAACGUGUAAGUGUUCUAAAAACAAUGCGCCCCACAUUUUUUGGUAUUUGCAUUUCCAAUUAUAGAACUUUAUUGAUCUCUGGUGAUUGUUCACUUUCACUCAAAGGAUUUAAGGAUACUCAUGUAACUAUAUUAUUCCCAAGAAAAGAAAAGAGUAGAUUAUUGCAAAAAUUAAUAUUUGCAUUUGUUUUCUCUUUUUAAAAGAUUGAUUUUUUGAUUUACUUCUGGACUCAUAAUUAUUUUCAAUAAUCUAGACUUAAAAUUCAAAUCGACUUGAAAUCAUAUCGUUUUUUACAAUAUUAUUAAUAUUAGGAACAAUUAUUCUCGUCCUUUUUUAUAAUAUUUGAAUUCAAAAUUUCAUCAUUCUUUUACAGUAUUAUUUAACUGAAAUCAGAUUUGUCUAUUAUGGCUUUUAGCUUAGCUCAAUUUUUUAAACAACUCUGUUGAAGCUUGCAAUUUUCAAUUCACUAUUGAAAAGAAGUAAAACAUUAUGUUCUUUCAGAAACUACCAAGUUUGGACUGAAAUAACCCUGAUUUACAUCGUACGUAAUUUUAAUUUAAAAAUUGUUGUCAAAAAAAAAAUUAUUUAUAAAAUUCAAUUCAAAAUAUGUCACCAGUAAUACACUUUGUAUGCAUCGUCUUUUAAAAUUUUCUUCUUGUUCGCUUUUUUUAUUUUUACUACUAUGAAUUUUAAAUUGCAAAAAAAAGUAUAUAAAAUAAUUCUGGAUGUUCAUAAUCCAUAACUCGAAGAAAAUUGAGCUAAAGAUGGAUGUUGUAAGAUAAACGAAGAGUAUUAGAAAAUAAAUUAAUUGAUAAAAAAUAUAUAAAACGUCAGCAGCAUCAAAUCUGUUUCUUCGAUCAUAAAAUCAAUAGUCAGUUAUUGAUAGCCAGUUGGAAAAUUUUCAUUUUUUUCGUAUAUCAUAAUUUAUUAUAUAUUAUAUAGUUUAUUCGAAACAGUGUGGUGUAAAAUGAAACAUGUCAAAUUUAUACGUGUUGACUUACAGACUAUCAAGAACUAUUUAAAUCUCGAAAUGCAUCGGUAAAUAUGUUAUUUAUUGAUAUAUUACGACUGCCAAAUAAGAAAAAUUAAUAUUAAAAUUGAUAUAUUGUGUAGUGUUCGCGAGUAAGGUGUAUAAAUAUAGAAAGGUUUACCUAUUAUAGCCAAUUAUUUGAAAAUUCAAUAGAAAUAGAUUUAAGUUACAUUUUUGAAACUAUAUAUAUAUAGUUUGAAAUAAUAAACUUAUCAUAAUAAAAAAAAA